CUUUAUGGCGGGUAUUCUCACCACUUGCAAGUAGCGCAGGUCUUUUUAAAAAUUCCUUUUGUAAAAUGAUGUGAUGCUUUUAUGAAAACAGAAGCCUAAGAAAGGAAAUCAAAGUAGGUGCUACCCAAUAAAAAUGGCAUCUGGUGGUGCACAAUACAAAGACUAUAAGGGAAAGAAUGUUGAGCAGAAUAAACCAAAAAGUAAUAGGAAACCUCCAAGAAGUUAUUCAAGUUUUAACGGUGACCUUAGCCUUCAUGCUGAAUUACAAAGAAAUGAACAUGAGGAUUAUGAUUCACUUCCAAAUAAUUUGUCAUGGACAGGAAAGGAAAGUUUACAAGGAAGGAAAGCACCCUUGUUUGGAGACCAAUUCUCAUCUGAUGGAUCGCCUACUUCAUUUACUCAUAAGAAGCACACACCUGCGAAUCUCCCCAGGACAAAAUUUUCUUCUUCAGGAUCAGCUCAACAUUGUUCAAUGGACAAAUUGAAACAACAUUUGACUUUUUCAAAUGAAGAUGAGAAUGAAGGGCAACAUAACAACAUCCCUGUUAACAAUGAACGCAGCUUUCAAACACAACGUUCACCAACCAAAAUUAGAUCUUUCAGAAGGCAAGAAAAAGAUGGUGCUGGAAUUAACUCACUUCAACCAAAAAUGUUACCUGUUGAUUAUAGUAAAGCAAUGAGUCGCUUGAAACAAGUGCGGGGGUAUCUUAAACAGGCCACUUCUCUUUACAUAACAUUGAGUAGCAAAUCAACAUCACCAGAUGAAGCUACUGAUGAAGAGUUAGAGCAAAUGGAUAAACUGGCUAAGUUAAUUAAAGACUUAAAAGCCCAAGAGAUGGCCUAUGUAGAUUUUGUGCAAAGAACUAACACAACACAAAGAGAAUCUUCUCUUGAAAAUACACCUUCUGCAAGUGUUGUGUCACUGGAUGUUGAAAAUUUGGAUAAUGUUGACGUUGCUUCUGAAGAUGAUUUGGAGGGACUACGACAACAACACGCGUUAUUGCGACAAAUGGUCGAACAACAAAAACAGUUAAAAGAACUACAAGAAAGGCAGAAUGCAUUACUUGACUUGCAACGUCACGCAGAGGAUCAACUUAAAGAAGCUGAAGCUGAGGGGAGACGAAUUUCAAAUAUGAUGAAUGGUCACGGAUUACACCAUGGUAUUGUGAAUGUCGAUGGUAGGGAAGAAGGCACGGAGAUAUCCGAAGACUCUCACAGUUUGCAGGAUAAUGUUGCUGGUGGAUCUGGCAAUGUUGGUGAAUUGGUUUCAAAUGAUUCACGUCAUUCCAACGACCAGGUCCAGCGAAAUCGUAAAGCUUUCAAUAAACAGAAGUGUGAAAAUUUCAAAAACCGACGACUACCAAACGAGCAGCCUUCAUGGGUUGCUGACUCAGCAGGCUCUAUUACUCCUGAUAAUGAGGUGCAAGCAUUGGCCGCCGCUGAUGCAGCACAAGAACGACUUGAGCUGGAAAGCAAGAUGAUGGAUUUACAAGCUAAGAAGGAGGAAAUGAAUGUACUUGUUGCACACUUGCAACAAUUGCGAGAACUGCAGCUUGCUAAAGAAAUGGCCCCUCCACAGGAAAGAAGUGUAAAUGAAAGUAACGAAAACCAGGAUGAUGAUGUUCCUCUUGCUACAAGAUCAGCAAAAGAUACUGGAGAAAAUGUGGACGACGAGAAGAUUAUUGAAGCGUUGCAGUUACAUAAAAAAUUAAGGAAACUUCAGGACGUGCGUGAUAAACUGGAAAGGCUUAAAAAUCUAUUUGAUGGUCAGCAGAUAAAUCCCAGCAGGGAGAGGGCAAGAAUAACCGAAAUUACAGAAGGACACGAGUCUUCGGACAAUAAAGGUGAUGAAUCUCAGAUGAGUAGUGUUGAUCCUGAUACUGCUUCUGAUGAUGUGCCACUUGCAAAUAUUGAUUGGAUUUUGAAUUCUGGUAUUGAUGAUCCAGAACUCAUUGAGAAAUUAAGGCAAGUCAAAGCUGCAAAAGAGAGGGUUGCUCAUUUAAAGCAGCGUAGCGAGCAAAAUAACGUCGAUGAUUUAUCUUACCAAGCAAAUGCCCUUAGCGUUCAAGCACAUGGAGCUGUUGUAAUGGACAAUGAUUCCGCUGCUCAGACAGACAAUGAAACCACAGGCUCAGUGUCUAGUUCUCUUUUGUGGCAAGAGGACCCAGAGUUUCAAGAGAAACUACGAAAGUUGAAUGUUGCCCGCAAGAAGUUAAGAAAGUUACAAGCACUAGUUAAAAAAACUGAAGAGGAAGGCGAAUCUAAUGCUAACAGUGCUGGUGCUGUUGGUAAUGAUGAAGAAAGUAUUGACAGCGAACAAGAUGCAACAAGUGAAACAUUAGUACAGGAUAAUCUUACAUACAGACAACAAGAAGAUGACGAAAGUAAUAAUGUUCUUGGUUAUAUGAAUACAAUCGAUGAACAACGAGCCACAUUGAAUCGUCUCUUUGCUGAAGAACGAAAAUUACGUGAGACUCAGGCACAUUUGAAAAAAUUACAGCAACAAAACGAUGCUAUGACACAGACUCGACCUCCCGAACGAAGUAAACAACAUGAUAGUUUUAUCCACAAUCCCACUGAAGCAAGCUCAUCUGGACUUGUUGCAACUGCAGACUCAGCUACGCAAACGCUUUUCUCUUCAGACGUGCAUUCUGGCAAUCACCAACCAGAUGAUUCGCUCUCCAAUACAUUAUUAUGGCGAGAAUUGCGCCGCCAACGUGAACUACAAGAACAAAAGUUAAAGAAACGCAAGGAAAGGUUGUUGUUAGAACGUAAAGCAGGACGAAGAUUGCACGAGAAUGCAUCUGAAGAUGAAGGAUUCGGUCGUAGUACUUUAAGUGCUGAUAUCACCACAGCAACAUGGGGUGGUUCUACACAGAUGAGUAGUACACAAAAUGAUUCUGCUGUAUCUGAAGGAUCAUCAAAUGAUAGUGAUGAAGAACUAUUGGUUGAGGAUGAUGCGUUAGAUGAUAUUGUUCAAGCUGAAGAAGAAGAAGAAGAGGAAGAGGAAGGACAUUCGGAAAUGGAAUUAUAUCCAACUGCAUCUAAUGGUGGAAGAAAGAAAUUUCCAAACAGUCAGAGGAAACAAAAUGCAAGCCAAAAACGUUUGCUUUUUGAAGGCUUACGUAAACAAGAUUUAGAGCGUCAUGAAAGAUUUAAAGGUUGGCAAAAUUCUUUGUUCCCGUCAGGAAAUAAGAAAAGUUUUAAAAAGACACAGCGUUAUAGUAAUCCUCGUGCGUAUGACGAUGAAGAAUACUCUAAGACACGAGAGAGGGCUAUGUGGGAGAGACAAUUCAAUGUUAUGCAAGCACAGCUUGAGAACACAACGACGCUUUGUAAUACUUUAUUACGAGAUCAGCAAACUCUUAUAUCUGUUCUGUUGAAUCGCCGUGAACAGCCAUCAACACUCGGCGAAACAUCCUUUAGUCAGUACCAGCGAAGACAACAAGAAGCUUUACAAGGAAUCCAAAACUACUUUGAUCAACAGCGUUUUCUUGUUCAACAACAACAAAUGUUACAAAAUCUAACCGAGUGUUAUUCCCAAAUGCAACAACAACAUGAAGACAUGUUGCAUUUACAACAAAGUUUUUCUCAGUUGUUUUCAUACCCCUCGUCAGAAGAGAAAAAUUGCCAACCUUCUCCUGUUUCAAAUACAGUGACGUCAACAUUGGAGAAUUCCCGUACAUCUAACUCUUUCAGUUUUCAACCAAGGACCUCCUACCGACAAAAACCCAAUGUCUCUUCUGUUGCCCGUGAAAUACCUCCACCUUCAUCAUUCACUUCCUUUCAGACAAGACCUUCAGUUGAGCGACAUGUUCAUGAUCAUCGCUCAGCAUCAUCGCAAAACCCUCUUUAUCCGUCCGUAUCAUUUCCCUGGCUACCUGAUCUACGAAACAGACAGUUCCAAUUUCAGGGAAGCACAAAUCCUGACACAGGUGUUCCAAGCCCUGAAACAAGCAACAGUCAGGCUAUCAAAUCAUCCGAAGUCAAACCAGUUUCAGCUCGAGUUGUGAGUUCUAUCAGCGUCACCUCUGCCAACUCUUCACCUAUAUUUAACCGUGUCACGUACACUGAUUCAAAGGCAAAUGACAGCAAUAAUGUUGUGGUAGGUAAACAAUUUCCUACCCCACUCAGGGCAUCUGCUGCUGCACAGCUUGCUGGCCAAGAUCAGUCUAAGUGGCGUGGAGCUAAGAGAAGAAGACAAGAGGAUAAAAUAGAAACGGAUUCUGUUUCUUCACAUCAAUCGAGUUUACCUGGCGACUCAGAGAAACCUGGCACCGAGUCUGAUGCCCAAAGUGAUUAUUCAUUGUUUGAAGCUCUUCGUGAUUCUAUUUAUGCGGAAGUUGCAACUCUCAUUUCUCAAAACGAAUCUCGACCACAUUUCUUGAUAGAAUUAUUCAGAGAAUUACAGCUAUUGGGCUCAGACUAUCUUCGACAACGUGCAUUGUACUCGUUAAGAGACUUAGUUACCCGCUUCUUGAAGGAUGAUCCUUCGGGAAGAACAAUGGACUCAUCUAAGGCUGCGUAUUCAUGGCCUGUUUCUGCAUCUGAACAAACACCCAGCGAAAGUGUUGCUUAUUCAGAAAAUGAUCAAGACGAGGAUAAGAUGACAGUACAGAAACUCUCAAGUCAAGGCAUCUACGAUUAUGUCGAAGCAGUCGACACUGGAAGUUCUAUGUCUACCCCAAAUAGCGGAAACUGUGAACCGUUUGCGUCGGAGUUCCUCGGAGAAACUGUCAUACACUUGGACAAGGCGUUGAAAUCAGUGCGAGAGAAGGAACGUGGUGAUUCUGAUUAUUCUGGUGUUGUAGUUGAUGAAGUUUCUCCUACUGUUGUUCCAGCUGCUGAUUCUAGUUCUGCUGGUGAUAUUGCUAGUGAGUCGUCGCUACCUGAUAUACAAUAUCCAAAAAUUGACACCCAAGCUUUGGAUCGUCAAAUAAAAAAGAUUAUGGCGGAGGUUAUACCUUACCUAAAUGAUCACAUGGAAGACACGUGCUCAUUACAUUUGCUGAAUCAUAUUCGUAAAACGGUGAUGGGGAUGAUCCAAAAUAAAAACGAGGAAAAAGAGUUCGGUAGAUUUUUUAACAAGCAACUAGAAUCCAUACUUCAAGAUUCUUUAGCAAAGUUUAUUGGAAAACGAAUGAAAGAUUGUGGUGAAGAUUUGCUAGUUGAAAUAUCCGAAAUACUUUUUAAUGAGUUGGCAUUUUAUAAGCUGAUGCAAGAGCUUCAAGGUGGCACAAGGACAAAGAUUUUCAACCAAAAAGAGAAAAAUACAUCGCACAAAAAGCAGUCCACUAAUGAAAAUCUUGCGAUGAACAGUGUAAACACUGAAGAAGAAAUGAAGAAUGAUUUGCAGAAUGAAGUAGAAGAUAGUUCGUGUUCAUCGUCAGAAUGGCAGGUUGUUGAAGCUCAAGAAGAGAAACCACGUGAUGUAAUAUCACGUGCUACUCAGCGUGACGAGGAGACUUUAGGAAAAGAUAGAGAUGAUGCUAUGGCAGAGGAAUUUGACGAGCGGAGAAAUGUAUCCGGAUUAAAUUACAGCCAAUCAGAAGUUGAAAAUAUUGAAUCUUCCGAGUGCGUCAACGUCGUGGAAUUAUCCAUGAGCGAGUCAAGACCACUUGCAAGUAGCGGUAGCGAUGAUAAUGAAAGUGAGGUCGAUAUAGUUGUUGAAGUUCAACAAGAGAAUGCCGAAGGAGCAGUUUGGAGUGAAGUUGUGGGAGGUAUGAAUGGAGGUCAAGAUGAUCAUCAAAGUGACUUAGCAAGUCAAAUGGCAACUAACGAUCCCACAAAAACAGAAGAGGAUCAAGGGGCAAGGACUUCUAACCCAUCAAAACAAGAAGAGGACGAGGAUUUUCCGACUAAGUUCACAGGCUUGACUGAAGCUGAUUUACAAGUGAAGAUUGCUGAGGAGCAAAGUCGUCAUGAUGGAAUUCACGCGAUCGUUGCAUCAAUGAAUGAUGGAGAGGAACUUGCUGGCGAUCCCAACACUGUUCCUGAACCAGAAGGAUCCGUUAUUGUUAAUGGAGAUGUUAUGCACGAGGCGGAGAACUAAGUUCUAAGUUUUUUUGUUCAUUCUAUUUAUUUGUAUAGUUUUUUUGUGAUGUAGAUUGCAUGUUCUUUGUUUCAUUCUACAUAUAUAAUGUUUGAUGUUGUUAAAACUAUUUCUGUGGUAAAUUGUAUUUGCGAAUUCAAAGAAAAACUCUUGAAUCUUCAAAUGAUUUGAAAGCAGAAAUUUUAACUCUAAGUUAUAUAAUCUAAUUUCACGUAUAUAUUGAGUAUAAACAGACGUUUGUUCAACACAUGCAUGUAUGUGAAGGUGUUGAACAGUAAGUUCUGUGUGUUUCAUCAAGUGUUAUUCAUAAAAAUAAGCUUUUUUUUCGUGAAGUUAUUUCUUGUCAAGUUUUGAUUCCCUCUGCAGAUGUUUGAUAAAUGUUUUUUAACAACUACAAAUGCAACAUGUUGCACUGUUCACCACCUUCCGUUUUAUCCAUUUCUAAUCGAUAAAGAUAUUGAGGUUAAUCUAAAUUUCCUGUUAAAUUUAAAUUUGUCUUAUAUAGGGCACAGGAGGGUAUGACCCAUCUUUACUUGUACGAGUAGGUCUCGACAUUCCGUGACCCUUUAUAUUUUCUAUGUCUUGGAUAAAAGCAUAGCCAAUGCCUUGACUAAAUAUAUAUCUGGAAGGCUACAGAUUUCUGUUCUUGCAUGAAACCAAAGUUCUGCAUUUUAGCUGAUGUUAUCGUUAUGAACUGUACUUAGGCCGUGCAUACGUAGAAGGAUUGGUGCUAGUUGAUUUUCUGGUUUCAAAUUUUGGCUUGAGGUUGCUUUCCAGAUGUAUUCAAUUCAAUGAACUGACGUGCUUUGUCCGUGACAGUACUGGGUUCUAGUCUACUUCCACUUGUAGGUGACAACCACAACCAUAGUCAUAUAAGUCAAGUCUUAUAGAAAAUGGUUUAAAUUGUGGCUGGAUGAUCGAUUAUUAGAUAAAGAAGAUAUUUACAUAAAAAAACUAUAUAAAAGUGUGUUAAUUAUAUUGUUUGAAUUGCAGUUAUAUAUAUAAAGUUGAAUAUUAUUCAUUUGAUGAAAUUUCUUGUGAGAAUUGUUUGAACUGUUAUUUUUGUGGCGAAUAUUUUUGUGAACCUUGAAAUAUUCAAAUUCUGUUUUGUCCAAAUAAUGGCUCUAACGACAAAUUGAGUUGUUGAGUUGUGAUACAAGGCAGUAUGAAUGUCCAAUGUAAAACUACAUUAAUCAUAAAUACAACUUAUUACUUUAAUUUGAGGUAUUAAAAUACAGUUGCAUA
Xenia sp. Carnegie-2017 is the source of this 7297-nucleotide messenger RNA. RefSeq names its product pericentriolar material 1 protein-like. Gene Ontology annotation, biological process: microtubule anchoring at centrosome; centrosome cycle; cilium assembly. Gene Ontology annotation, cellular component: centriole; ciliary basal body; centriolar satellite. The record is from RefSeq and is a predicted model, not a curated record. Lineage: Eukaryota; Metazoa; Cnidaria; Anthozoa; Malacalcyonacea; Xeniidae.